This is a messenger RNA of Hibiscus syriacus, 1213 nucleotides long. Its product is annotated as biosynthetic peptidoglycan transglycosylase-like. Lineage: Eukaryota; Viridiplantae; Streptophyta; Magnoliopsida; Malvales; Malvaceae. The transcript has 5 exons. Bases 16 to 1074 code for a protein of 352 amino acids. Gene Ontology annotation, molecular function: peptidoglycan glycosyltransferase activity. Gene Ontology annotation, biological process: peptidoglycan biosynthetic process. The record is from RefSeq and is a predicted model, not a curated record.
AAAAUAAACAAGAAAAUGGGGAUUGCAGCAGCUGCUGCUACUCACAAAUUGAUGAUUCUCGGCAAAACCCCCAAAUUCUCCUUUAAAAACCCACAAAUUCUCUUCGAUAAAACCCUUAUUUUUAAUUCGCCGAACUCUCCGACUCAUAUCAAUUCGUUGCUUUGCCUACGAGUCAACUCACUCCACUCAAAGUCCCCGCCCGUUCGCACCCAUCACCCCAUCCAAGAACUACUCCUCCUCCUUGCUUUUUUAUUGACCCUUUUGUGUUUCCGUCUUUUGUCCAAUGCCCUUUUGUCUGAUUUUCCUCUUCGUUGGCAACACCUCAUUGCUUUCUCUCAUGAAGCUGAAGCUCGGACCAAAUCUUAUCCAAAACAUCUAUGGCGAGCCAUCGUUGUUUAUGAGGAUCGUCGCUUCUUUAGGCAUUUUGGGAUCGAUCCAUUUGGGAUUGGUCGAGCUGUUUUGUCGCUUUCGGCUCGUGGGGGUGGUAGCACCAUAACUCAGCAGCUUGUGAAGAACACUCUACUGAAAAAUGAGCGCACAUUCUCGAGAAAGAUCUUGGAGACGGUGCUGGCUCUGGUAUUGGAAAGGACAAUGUCAAAGCAAAGAAUAUUAAGCUCUUACGUUUGUAAGAUAUACUGGGGACAUGGUAUUAAUGGUAUUGAAUCAGCAUCAAAAUUCUAUUUUAGGAAGCAUCCAUCUCUCCUGAGCUUGGCUGAGUCUGCGAUGCUUACUGGACUUAUACCAGCACCAGAGCUUAGAUCACCACUCAGGGAUCAUACCAGUGGCAAGACCUUCCAAGCCAGAGUUUUGAAAAGGAUGGUGCAAGUAGGCUUUCUUGACAUUGAGAUGGCACUUUUGGCAGUGAGACAACCUCUUUAUCUGCAUCUUAGUAGGGAAGAGCAUGCCAAUGGACUUUCCGAUGAGUUGGGAGUUGGAGGGAAGAAUAAGCAGAAUGAAGAAGGAACAGAAUCAACAUGGAAAGGUACAUGGGGUUGGGAAAGAGAAAGUAAAAUACGGGAAGUAUGUGAAGAGAUGGAAAGAUGGGCCAUCAAGGUUCGACUCGGAUGUACUUAAGGAAAAAAGCUUUGUUUGAAAUGAAAAGCGGAGCACUUGUAUUUAUUCAAGAUAACAUUUGUUGGGUUAAGAGUUAUUUUUAGGGAGGAGUAGCAUUUCAGUUCUCUCACCGUUCUGAAGAAAUAACAAGUUUAGGAUC